Messenger RNA from Hydractinia symbiolongicarpus, 1546 nucleotides. Its product is annotated as semaphorin-5B-like. Lineage: Eukaryota; Metazoa; Cnidaria; Hydrozoa; Anthoathecata; Hydractiniidae. The transcript is spliced from 5 exons. The record is from RefSeq and is a predicted model, not a curated record. Bases 107 to 898 code for a protein of 263 amino acids.
AAAAUCUCAUUCAAAUAUUAAAGUUUCAAAAGUAAACUGCCACAAAAAGAACAGGCGAAAGAAAUUUGAUUUACACUUUUGAAAAAUAAACUCUAUCUUUAUAAAAAUGAAAUUAUAUUUGCGUUAUACUUAUCUACUUGCUCUUAUGAUAACCACGGUGGCAGUUACUCAAGCUGGUUACUUCUUAAAUGGCAUGUGUUAUGUAGAAACAAAUGGGAUAAAGAAGUUUAAAACAUCUUCUGGUUUUGACAUUUGUCCUGUUGGUACAUGCACCAACGUAACAGACUCUUGUGGUUACAACUGGUGCAACAUAUGUUGCGAAUCAUGUCACAUGUUUAAAGGACAACCACAAAAUGGAAAUUGGAGUAAUUGGACUACAUGGAGCGCUUGUUACGCUAACCAUACCAGUGGCAUUCAAUAUAGGUUUCGUACAUGCACGUCUCCGGCGCCAUUAUUUGGUGGACAACUUUGCCAAACAAAGAAUUUAUCGAGAAAUAAAUUGGAGUACGAGCAUCGCCAAUGUAACGUAAACUAUAUAGCCAACUGGAACAACUGGCAUGCUUGGAGUUAUUGCUUCACACACCGGGGAAAAGAGAUUAGAUAUCGACGUCGCACGUGUUUAUACUCCAUCCCUUUGAACGGAGGGCGUCUUUGUGAAACAAAGAAUUUGACACUUAGUGACGUUGAGGAGGAUUUGGAAAGCUGCAAGGCAGAACAGCCAUUAUGGAACUCGUUGACACUUGCUCUAUUGGCUGUUGUUAUCAUUUUGGCUUUACCUUUGGUAGGGUUGAUUGUGGUUGGAGUUCUUAUUUACAACGGCAGAUGGAAUAUUAGACAUCAGCCAAUAAUUCACAAAGACACAAAUGAACCAGCAUCCUACAUGGAUGGACAUGUUUAGUAUAAAAUUGUGAUAAAUCAAUGUCAUGUAUUGUGAUGAAUCGUGGUUCAUGUAAUGUCACUCAUGCUGUCACCACUAUGUUUGUACAAUCGUAGAAAGAACUUUGAAGGGUUAUAAAUAAUAAAGGAAAAUUAUAGAAUAGAACCUUAAGUAAAAAAUUGAACUACCAUAUUGCAUGAGUGUCCUUCCAGAAUUCAUCUCUGCAAUUUUAUCCUGUUGUAUACAAAUACUGCUUCACUUUAUUAACUGUGUGACUUGGUAAAUUGCGCAUUACCGUCAAGUCAUGACCAAAUAAGUCAGACAAUGACGAUCAUGAUCUUGAUUCCAAAAUGUGCAAGUUACUCGUGGUGCUAUGCUAAUCUUGCAUUUCCAAAAGAUGGUUUAAAAAAACAUUUUUUAUCAAUUUUUGGUAUUUUUAGUAUUCUCUUUUUUUUUCCGUAUAACUUCUCAAAGAAACCUUCAUCCAUGAUUGAUAUAGCUAUCGAAUUACACAAUCUAUGCCUUAUGAGCACUGCUUCUGUCUGAUUUUUUUUAUUUCCUUAACGGUAAACAUUCUUUUAAAUUAGAAUAUUGUUUACCUUAGUAUAUAUUUAGAAAAUGUAAAAUUUCAACCCUAAAUAGUUUUAAACAAGAUUGUUGGUAAAUUCA